AGUUAUACGUCUGAUAAGGGAGAAGCUGCUGCUGGAGAGUGAAGUGCUCCUCCGUGCCAGAGUUUCUUUGGAGAAGAAAAAUCUUAAGAUGGCAGACAAAGGAAGUAAGACAGACUGCAUGUCGUGCAGUGUACUGAACUGGGAGCAGGUCAGCCGCCUGCAUGAGGUUCUUACAGAGGUGGUUCCGAUCCAUGGCCGAGGUAACUUCCCAACGCUGAAGAUCACUCUGAAGGACAUUGUUCACACAGUUCGGAGUAGGCUGAGUGAAGCAGGCAUUGUGGUACAUGAUGUCCGUCUGAAUGGCUCUGCAGCUGGUCAUGUCCUGGUCAAGGAUAAUGGGCUGGGAUGCAAGGACCUGGAUCUCAUUUUUCAAGUUUCUCUUCCAAGUGAGGCAGAGUUUCAGUUAGUUCGAGAUGUGGUGUUGCGAUCCCUCUUGAAUUUCUUGCCAGAAGGAGUAAGCAAGCUAAAAAUCAGUCCAGUAACACUGAAGGAAGCCUACAUCCAGAAGCUAGUCAAAGUGUACACAGAGUCUGACCGUUGGAGCUUGAUAUCACUUUCCAACAAACAUGGUAGGAAUGUGGAGCUGAAGUUUGUAGACUGUAUACGACGACAGUUUGAGUUCAGCGUGGACUCCUUCCAAAUCAUACUAGACUCCCUGCUAUUUUACUAUGACUACUCAGAAACCCCCAUGUCGGAGCACUUCCAUCCAACUGUGAUUGGGGAGAGUAUGUAUGGAGACUUUGAAGCAGCUUUUGAUCACCUCCAGAACAAGUUGAUAGCCACCAAAAAUCCUGAAGAGAUCAGAGGUGGUGGGCUUCUGAAGUAUAGUAACCUCUUAGUGCGAGACUUCAGGCCCAUGGAUAAGGAUGAGAUCAAAACAUUAGAGCGCUACAUGUGCUCCCGAUUCUUCAUAGACUUCCCAGACAUCCUGGAUCAGCAGCGUAAGCUAGAGACCUACCUCCAGAACCACUUCUCCAAAGAAGAGAGGAGCAAAUAUGACUACCUCAUGAUUCUGCGCAGGGUGGUGAAUGAGAGCACGGUCUGUCUCAUGGGACAUGAGCGAAGGCAGACUCUCAACUUGAUUUCUCUGCUAGCGCUCAAGGUGCUGGCAGAACAAAACAUCAUCCCUAAUGCCACUAAUGUUACCUGUUACUACCAGCCAGCACCUUAUGUUAGUGAUGUAAACUUCAGCAACUACUACCUUGCAAAUGCUCCUGUGCCAUACAGCCAGUCCUACCCCACUUGGCUGCCUUGCAAUUGAUUGCUUCACUUGAAUGUUCUUGAAUGGAGGCUACUGAAGGCCAAGAUGCUGAGUGUAUGUAGACAAGUAAUAAGUGUCGGAGGUUUUCUAAUGGAAACAUGACUGCAUCGGACUGUCGAUUUCCUGGUGUGCAGUAGGAAUGUGCAACCAGGUGACCUGCUAUCACUAUAUCUCUACAAUUGCUGAGAAGCCUUAUUACCUCUUCAUUAGGAGAAGAAAACCAGCAGCCAAAUGUUAAGAGGAGUAGUUACAAAACUGUACUAGUUCUGGAAGUGGCUAUUAACAUGUGAUUUAAGUGGAGUAUUCGGUGAACUGGAUUAGUUAACUGACUGUAAAAUGUCUUUAGCAGAGCAGAAGCCACUCUUGGAGCAGCAGCAAAACUGUUUUCUAUUGCCUAACCUCAUUAUUCUGUACUUCCUCAGUUCAAGUUCUGGCCAACUUUCUAUUGAACUAAUUGUGCAAAAGUGGCUCGUGUCAUACUUGGGCUGCUUAUACUUCCUGGCUGUGUAGAACUGGUAAUAGUAUGGAUACUGUCUGUUUUGUAAAGGACCUAAAUGUUGUUUCCUGUAGUACCUAGGGGUAUAUGGUCCUGCCUCAAGUUCAAGAUGAAUUUCUUGGAAGUUAAAGAUGGAUUAGUAAGUUUAUCUUUAAAACAUAAGCUGGCUAAAUUUUUCUUGAGUACAUAAAUUUGGAAGGUGGCAUUUCUAAACAUGCAUUCAAAACACAAUCUAAAUCUUGGUAAUGUGAAAAGUCCUUGAAAUGAGGAACUGAAGCCUUAAAUGGAAUUGGAACCACAGUUUGAAUAGUUGAAUCCAGGCUCAAGAUAAAGUCUUUCUGAAUGCAUCUUUCAAAACCAUUUUUGUCACAGCUGGAAAGUAGCACAGCUCUUGCAUUGAAAUUUACCCCAACUUUCUUCCUCACAGGUCCACAGCAAGCAAAAAAAGAAAAGCCACCACCAAAAAAACCAAACCACUAAGUUGCAGGGUGGACGUGCACUCCUGCCACAGCACAAAUUCCUAAAGUGCCUCUGAAAAUGAAUUUCUUAUUGUACAACUUCAGGCGGGUCCUGAAGGCUUGUCUUUCUGUCACCACUGAAGGGUUGAGCUUCCUGGUUUAUCACUAUCACCUGGUCACUGUAUGAGAUGGUAUUUUGAGUGGUUAGGGUAAAAUUCUUCCUCUUUAUUGGUCUUAACCCUCACCUGAAGAGGUAUAUAAACCCUCAACAGAACUCUCCACAGAAGCUGUAUGUGUUGAAAGCCUGUCCCUGUUUUUAGAAUAUCCUCUAGAAGAGCAUGUAUUCCCUUGGAGGUGUAGGGGGCUGACCUUCCUAAAGGGUAUGUGCUGAACUUGCUGCUUUGGAACUCCUGUGCUUUAUAAGGAAGGUUAAAAAUUCCCCAGUUAUGUUUAUAGUGGUAUUAAACUGGUAUAUUAACUGGAUGAUUUUCACUGAAUUGCAAUAGUAAAAUAGAUGUAGCAAAUGAUCUUGAGUUUCCUUUGCUUGCCAGAGAAGUAGACUAAAAAGGUAAAUAUAAGAGCUAUUUAAUAUGUAUUGGUGCAAUCUUCAAGAAUACCUGUUUGCUAAACCUUUUUUAUGACUUCUAGCUGUCUCUGCAAGCUUGUGAGACCAAAAUGGCUGAUCAAACAAAUGAUUUAAGAUUAGAAGGUAAACCAGAAAGCAGGUGAAACACCAAGGUAUGGUUGCUGUUGAAGGUGGAAAACAGUAGCAGUGCAGCACUUAAAUGGCAGUAAAAAAACUUGCCUGUUCCUCAUAGGACCAAAACCUUCUGGUUACAUUGCAAGUUCUCUCACUUUUCGUAACUACUUCAUAAAGAUUGCCUCCACAGAGCAGUGAGGUUGCUCUUCUGUUCAGACUUCCUAAUUUAGCUUAGGAAGGCAGGGAGGGAUACAGAAAACAGACUGUAGCAGAGUAUGCUUUAGCUUAAUUUUUUUUUUUCCCAACAAUCUUGUAAGCAACUUCAGUAGCAAAUAGACAAAUAAUUUGGUGUCUUCUGUUGUGGUUUUGGGUUGGUUGGUUUGUUUUUUGAUUUUUUUUGUUUUUUCAUUAGAGGCUUCCUGAGUAGUCAGCUAAAGUAGCUAAACUUGAAAGUGAACCCAGCCUUUUUUAUUAACUGUGGCUUGGACUUGGUGUAGCUUACGGACAAGGCACCUCUCACCCAAGACUUAAAUUAUUUGGAAGGCUUUUUUAAAACUAACAUGAUGCCAGUGUUGUCAUGUGUGUUAAACUUAGUGCAGGCUUACUACUGGAAUGCAAACUUAGGCAUGAGUAACUUUGGCAUGCAAGGCCUAGUAUAAAGUGUCACUAGAAAGAAGGAAGUCUUUUGCUUAGGAGUCUGUAAUUGCUAUCAUCUUUUAAAUAGAUGUUUUUAAAGCCAGCCUGAGCUAUGUCCAUUGCAGAAGUAAACCAUUGCCUAGAGGCAAUGUUUGAUUUGCAUAUCAAAUAGCCUAGACUUACAUAUAUGUCCUGUCGUGGCUGGUUUUUAGAAACUGUUCCUGUGCAUCAGCUCAUGUGGAAGAAGUGGUCGGAGACUCAGGAGGAGUCCUCACAAACUUGAAGCAGAUUUGUUUUGCUAGUCUUCAAAUGCCUUAGCUGCUGAACAUCAGGCCAGGUGCAUCUACUGGAAAAGGAAGUGCUAGAAAAAAGGCUAUAAUGGAUCCCUACUGAGAUAGGGCUGGGGAGAAUUUCAGCUUUCUGCCAUAAAACUCUACUUUUACUAAAGAACUUACUGUUGAGGUCUCUAAGGAAGCUUUAUGUUGAAUGGCUGCUUACUGAGCAGCUGACUUCCUUGGUUUAAGCUUUGCAGGACUGCUGUGCUCCCUGUCUGUUUCUUAAGUUGCUCUGGCAUAUGAGAAACAUCAAUGCUUUGUAGCCUGGAUGCUAGAUGUUAAGCACUUGAAUAGUUAAAACUGUAUCCAGAAACUGCACACUACUGCAUUGGCCCUGCUGUAUAAGGGAUUGCGGGGACACUGUCUCAUUGCCUUCAAAAUAAUCCUGGUUUGGUAUGUAAAGCUGGAGUACUCAGUAGCUUUUCAUUAUUGUGUUGCAAGCAGCCUACCCCUUUCUGUUUCAAGUUGUCCUAGCAGCCUCAUGUUGCAUGUGGCAGUGGCUUAAUUUGGUGUGUGCUAGCUGGUUUGGGUUCAGGUCUAUGGUGGUCCCUGUAGCAAGGAGUAACACGAGAACAAGCACUAGGUAAGUUAAAAGUGAUGACCUUAGGACAAGUCUAGGCUGCCUGUUUGAUUCGGUCUCCGUUCAGUACUUGAUGAUGCCUCUGCAAACCUACUCUAUCCUCCGUUACUCACUUGUGUGUCAAGUGGAGGUUAAAGAAAGACUACUACACUUCCCCUUACUGCAUUCCCUCUGUGGGAAUCAAAACAAAGCUGCAGUAACACUAGAAUGCAAGUCUAGCAUCAGUGCAUCAUUCCUCAGGACUGGGCUUCUAGUAAACUAGACAGUGCAGUUUAAAAUAGCUGUUUUCUUUCUGUAGUUUAUAAACUCUGCUGGGCUUAGCCAGUCCAAGGUUAAGCAUCUGCGGUAUUUAUUGCCAAGCUCCCCCUUGACUUACAGUCUAUUGGUGUGACUUCCUCACUGUAAGAAAUUUUUUUAUUUGAUAAGGAUGCUACCAGGGAGACCUAGUAGUAGACUGGGUGUUAGUCACUUUGGUAAAAUCCUUAUGCUGAUCCAUGGUAACUCUGAAAAGUUGUAAGGGAAAGCAUACUUCACGCUCCCUGAGUUCAAGAUUUAAUUCUUGCUGUGUGUGUCCUUAGCUAGUUCAGUCAGUCACUAAGAUGGGCAUUGAAGACUCCUGCUUGCUUUCAAGUAACUAUUUUUCUAAAGAUCUUCACACUUUAACAGUCAUAAUCCUGUCUACAAAGCAGUAGGUAGUAUUUAAAUCUAGUCCGAAUACCUGAAGCUUUUUAUUGAAACUUAAAGACCCAUAUUUUGGGAUUGAGUUCUGUGGGUAAGCAUUUGGUAUGUCUUGUGCUUAGGCUUUGUGGGCUUCUGAUCACUAGAAUAACUACUAAUGUUGGUAGUGAUCUCUGCUUAUUGCUAUAUGAGUGCUUGGGAAAAGACCUCAUAGAAGAGAACUUGGACAAAUAGCUUCAAUUCUAAGCUGUCAGUGUACUGAUAGGACUUUUUUACCAUUCCUCACACUCAUCUCAGUCAGUCAGGUUGCCAUAAUUGUUGAGCACAGGAAUAAGCAAUAAAUUGACCAUAGUCACUGGCAGCUUGAUCAAAUUUGGGCAUUGGGAGAGCCAAAUGGAUAGUAAUACUUAUAGCCUUUGCAUCUGGAUCUUAACAAUUUGUUAAAUAUGAUGAGGUAUAUUUCUUAUGUUCUUUAAUUUCAAUGAAACUAGUUAUAAGAUGGGAUUCUGGGCUGUAAUUGUAGAAGCUUUGGGGGGAAUGGUUGGAGCACUCUGGUUUUUCUCACUCGGAAGAGAAGGUCGCUCACCGAAGUGUCUGGAUUGGGCUCGUCUGAUUAAAAUUGAACUUUCUGUUAAAAUUUAGAAGGCCUUUUUUUCUAUGUUUAUCUCAAUUUUUUUACUAUUAAAAGAAGUCAGCUCUUGCAAAAUCCUUCUCAUACCUCUUCAGAAGAAAUGAGUUGGUUUUUUGGUUUGUUUUGGGUUUUGGUAUUUUUUUUGUUUUGUUUGGUUGUUGUGGUUUGUUUUUGGUUUUUUUUUCUUUUUUUUUAAGCUGGCAAAACAAGGUACUAGAAAUACUUGGAAUUGUGAUGAGCCCAAAUGUGAGAUUGGUCACAGUAACUUUGUCUACUGUUCUGCACUGUGGUGUUCACUUGUCAUUCUUGGAAUUUGAGUUUUGGACCUUAAUGAUUCUGAAAUUCUUGUGCAAAUAAACUUAUGCUAAACACU
Strigops habroptila (Kakapo) is the source of this 6148-nucleotide messenger RNA. RefSeq names its product terminal nucleotidyltransferase 5C (gene TENT5C). Bases 89 to 1261 code for a protein of 390 amino acids. The transcript is spliced from 2 exons. Gene Ontology annotation, molecular function: RNA binding; poly(A) RNA polymerase activity. Gene Ontology annotation, biological process: mRNA stabilization. The record is from RefSeq and is a predicted model, not a curated record. NCBI's taxonomy places the organism in Eukaryota, Metazoa, Chordata, Aves, Psittaciformes, Psittacidae.